Lytechinus variegatus (green sea urchin) is the source of this 1595-nucleotide messenger RNA. Its product is annotated as neuropeptide Y receptor type 1-like. Gene Ontology annotation, cellular component: membrane. Lineage: Eukaryota; Metazoa; Echinodermata; Echinoidea; Temnopleuroida; Toxopneustidae. Gene Ontology annotation, molecular function: G protein-coupled receptor activity. Gene Ontology annotation, biological process: G protein-coupled receptor signaling pathway. Bases 424 to 957 code for a protein of 177 amino acids. The record is from RefSeq and is a predicted model, not a curated record. The transcript has a single exon.
UGAGUGGCUUGGAGAAUGCGAGCAGUGUCUCUUGAUGGAAUGAGGGAAUGAAAGACACAGGAGCAAGAGAGGGAGACGGGCAGGGAGAGAGAGGCGGACAGAAUAAGUUCAUCAACCAUGUCAACAAAGCACUUACGUCACACAUGCGCGUCGCACUGAGCUGCCAGGCGGCCAGAGCAGCAGUCAUGAAAACACGGAAACAAAGUUCGAUACAAUAUUCGAAUCGCAGCAUCGACUCAAUCAUGCAUAAAUGCCAACACUCCGAGUUUCAACAUGCCAGAUGAACACAGCAUUUGAUUUUGAUUGUAGAAUGUUUCCUAUUGAAACAGGCUGAGCUAAUCUGAAACGAAUAUUCAUUCUGAUUCAUUCGUGGUUCGGACAGACGAUUUUUUAUUUUUGAAGUUGGUCGGGACUGUCGCCGAGAUGGCCGAGACCACAGCGUACAUGACUACAGCGGGGACGAGCUACUACCUCGCCGAAAGCAUGGGCAACGCCGCUCUCGCUUCGGCGGAACCCGCCAGGGACAUCAGCAGCAGCAACAACUCUUACAACCUGUUGCCGCAGGAUAAUUUCUACGACACGCUCACCACGAACUCUGCCAGUUUCUUUGAAGAUUGUGACGAGGAUUUCAGUUUAGGAGUGUCCUUUGAAUCCCAGGUGCUUUUAACGGUGAUCUAUUCGGUGACGAUAUUGCUAGCGAUUGCCGGUAAUGCUAUGGUGAUUCUGAUCCUUGGUUUCACAGCAAGACUCAGGACAGACCUAAACAAUUUCCUCAUUAACUUGGCCGCGGCCGAUCUCAUUGCUGCGAUAUUUUGUAUGCCGUUCACAUUCGUUUAUAUUAUGAAAGAAAACUGGAUAUUUGGCAGUGUGGCGUGUCCCAUAGUCCUUUUCAUACAGCAAGUAAGUUUGAUUAUAAUGUUUCUUAAUAAUUCUCUUGAAGAAGGAUUUCACAUUUAAGUUUUGCAUCUAUGUACAUGCAUGUGUUUUGGCAUAUAUCUACAUGUGUUUUGGCAUUUCCCCCACAAAUUCAUGAGGUUCAUGUUUAGCAUAAAACUUUAAAGUAACAUUUGCCCUAUAUUUAAACGGUGUGGAUUCGUAUGAAAUUAGAGUACAUUGACCAUGUUGCUCAAUAAAAUGAUGACAUCAUAUUGGCCGUAGAGAUGUGAACUCUCGAAUAGAGACGGAAUGAAUAAUCAAUACGUUUUAUUUCUGUAUUUUUGUACUAGUAAUAAUGAAAAUGAUAAUGGCGGAUUCUUUUGAAGCGCACACAUUCGUCAGGCAUGACGCUCCUGGCGCUAUGUACAAUUAUAAAAAGUAAUCAGGAUAUGAAUACAAAUUGCGUUUAAUGGUGUGCUUUUAUGGUUCAUUAUCAAUCAAGGAUUUUUACAUAGAGACAACAGGGGGCACCUUCCCUGUGAUUUUACAAGUAAUGCAAAUAUGAAAAAAUGAAAGGAUAUAACAGGAUAUAUGAGAAAGAAAGGAAUUGGUUAUAGCCUUUACAACUAUAUCUCGAUCUUUUUUUAGAACGCCUUUACGUCAAGCAGUAUUAUGUCAUACUCCUGCCACGUUAUCAAGGCGUAGCCCUAAAAUUUUUU